Messenger RNA from Phytomonas sp. Hart1, 531 nucleotides. NCBI's taxonomy places the organism in Eukaryota, Euglenozoa, Kinetoplastea, Trypanosomatida, Trypanosomatidae. The record is from the annotation of a GenBank genome assembly.
AUGAACCCGUGCACCCGAGAGAGUUACGGCAGUGUGAUGCCGUCCCCGUUGUGUUCCCCUUUCGCGUCUUGGAGGGUGCUGCUUCUGGCAAGCCAACCCUUUGUCAUCAACGGGAUCAGCGCUGUGCUGCGGGCUGGUGGGUGCUCCUACAUGCACAGCUUUGUGUUCAACGGGGGGAGCCCCGGGGAUCCCGAAGAGGCGACGAAGCCCCACAUUGUCGAUCUUUCGGCAUGCGGCCUGACGAAGGAGCUGUGCGUAUCCAGCCAACUAGGGGAUGACCUUUUGAAGCAGUGCUCGCACAUUUUGGUGGAGUGCGCGACGGUUUCCGAGACCUCCACCACGGGGCACUUCAACCUACCGCCGUGGUUCCCCAACCAACUCCGAUGCCCAGCGUACUAUCCUCGCAUCUUCACACUGGAGUUGAUGUACCACUGCCUGUGUGUGAGCUCCGACGACCUGUUCGAUGCGUCUGGAGCAGUCAUCAAUGAAGCGUUGAUCAGUGAUGCAUGCCGAGUAGAGCCUUUUUCGUAG